This is a messenger RNA of Notechis scutatus (mainland tiger snake), 3884 nucleotides long. It is a transcript of the gene FKBP10, whose product is annotated as FKBP prolyl isomerase 10. Gene Ontology annotation, cellular component: endoplasmic reticulum. Lineage: Eukaryota; Metazoa; Chordata; Lepidosauria; Squamata; Elapidae. Gene Ontology annotation, molecular function: calcium ion binding; peptidyl-prolyl cis-trans isomerase activity. The record is from RefSeq and is a predicted model, not a curated record.
GUUCUUUCCUCUCCCUCCCAUCGCAGCGUGCAACCUAGAAGUGCAGCUUUCUCUCUCCCUUUUCCACAAUUGUGCCUUCGGGGAAGACCAUGAAUUUGCUGUGCCUUAUCUUUGCCCUGAGUUCUUUGGGGGUUCACAGCUUGGGAGACCCCGGUCCCUUAGAGGAUGUCGUCAUUGAUAGAUACUACAUCCCCAAAGUGUGCUUGCGAGAAGUUCAGAUGGGUGACUUCGUCCGCUACCAUUACAAUGGGACCUUUCAAGACGGCGCCAAGUUUGACUCCAGCUAUGACCGAGGUGCUACUGUGGCAGGUAUCGCAGGUGUGGGACGACUCAUCACUGGCAUGGACAGGGGCUUGCAAGGCAUGUGUGUGAAUGAGAGGAGGCAUCUCAUUGUGCCACCACACCUUGGUUAUGGCAGCAUCGGUGUUGCUGGUCUCAUCCCACCAGACACCACUCUCUAUUUUGAUGUCAUCUUGCUUGACAUUUGGAAUAAAGAAGACAAGUUGCAGAUCACCACCCUCCACAAGCCACAACAGUGUAAUCGCACAGUGGAGAAUUCAGACUUUGUGCGUUACUACUACAAUGGCACACUUCUGGAUGGAACCCCCUUUGAUUCCAGCUAUGGAAAAGACAAUACUUAUGACACCUAUGUGGGUUCAGGCUGGCUAAUCAAAGGUAUGGACGAAGGCUUGCUAGGGAUGUGUCCUGGAGAGAAGCGGCAAAUAGUCAUGCCUCCUUUCCUGGCCUAUGGAGAGAAAGGCUAUGGUACCGUCAUCCCCCCGCAAGCAUCUCUGGUUUUUUAUGUUCUUCUGGUGGACCUGCACAAUCCAAAAGAUAGUAUCUUCUUGGAGCACUUGGAAGUGCCAGCAACAUGCAAACGCAAGGCUGUGACUGGAGAUUUUGUGCGGUACCAUUAUAAUGGCACUUUAGUGGAUGGGACCCUCUUCGAUUCCAGUUAUUCACGGAAUCAUACUUAUGACACUUACAUUGGAAAAGGCUAUAUCAUCCCUGGAAUGGAUCAAGGACUACAAGGAGUCUGCAUUGGUGAAAGAAGACGAAUAACAAUUCCUCCCCAUUUAGCCUAUGGAGAAAAUGGGGCAGGGAACAAGAUACCAGGCUCAGCUGUUCUUAUAUUUGACGUCCACGUUGUUGAUUUCCACAACCCCACAGAUUCCAUAGAGAUAGAGACCAUCUUCCGCCCUGCAGACUGUAAUGUCACCGCUCAGGAUAGAGAUUUUGUUCGCUAUCAUUAUAACUGCUCACUCCUAGAUGGCACCAAGCUUUUCUCCUCGCAUGAUUAUGAACAUCCUCAAGAAGCUACCCUGGGUACCAAUAAGAUAAUUGAAGGCUUGAACAAUGGCUUACUCAGCAUGUGUGUGGGAGAGAAGAGGAUUGUCAUUGUUCCUCCACAUUUGGGGCAUGGUGAAAAUGGUGCCCGGGGUGUACCUGGAAGUGCAGUUCUUCGCUUUGACAUAGAACUUUUACACCUGGAAGUUGGUGUUCCAGAAGGUUAUUUGUUCAUCUGGCAUGGUGAACCACCAGAAAACCUGUUUGAAGCCAUGGAUCUGAAUAAGAAUGGUGAAGUCCCAUCUGAGGAGUUCUCCACAUUCAUUAAGUCCCAGAUUGCAGAAGAUAAAGGUCAUAUGAUUCCAGGCGUUGACCCAGAAAAAGUAAUCACAGACAUGUUUCAGAAUCAAGACCGGAAUAAGGAUGGGAAGAUUACAGCAGAUGAACUGAAGCUGAAGUCAGAUGAGGAUCAAGUUAAACAUGAAGAACUUUGAAUGAUAAAGAAUCCCUUUUCUAAAAAUGCUUCUGUUUGGUGGUAUUUGGGGGAAUAAAUUGGCCCCCAAUCACUUCCAGUGCUAGUUUGGGUAUAGGAAGUCAAUAGUUUUUCUCCCCUCAUUUGGUUUUGCUUUGUAUAUUAUUGGAAAUGAGUUAAAUGAGAAACAAAACCCAGUGGACUAAAUGAAUGAUAAAUCUCCCAAAUCACUGGUUGCAUAUCCUUCCUGAAAUUAAUUUUUCCAUCUCAAUUGAAUUCUGCUUAUUUCCCAAUUACAGCACAUUGUCUUUCCUGUAAAUGACAUUAAAACAGACAUUCUGCUUGGGAUCUGUGCAUUCAACUGUCCUAAAUCAAGAUAAGAUAACAGAUAAUCAACCUUGUAGGUCAUCUAGUUCAUCUAGCCCAGGCGGGAGACUCUACACCAUUUCUGACAAAUGGCAGUCCAAUUUCUUCUAGAAAGUCUCAAGUGAUUGCGCUCCCACAACUUCCGAGGGCAAGGUGUUCCAUUGGUUGAUUGUUCUCACUGUCAGAAAAUUUAUCUUUAUUUCCAGGUUAAAUCUCUCCUUGUUCAGUUGAAUUCACUAUCAGGAAACCCAGACUGGCUUAUUGAAGCCAAGUAAGCAGUAUCAGGAUUCUCUGUAUUCACUAUGUUUAGGUUUUUAAGGCAAACACAACCCAAAUUAAUUUUUUUAUUUUUGGUAUGUUAGAAUAUGCAUUUUUUAAAAUGGAUGCUUAAAGGAUUUAAUUGGUUCAGCCUUUUCAUGAUUUUUGCUUUGAGUUUCUGUAACUGCUGUUAAAAGACAGGAUUGUUGGAUCAAUUCUAAUCUUGAAAAUCCAGUGUCUUGAUCAGAAGGGCAUGACCAUAAUUUACUUUCCUUAAACCAGCUUUGGUUGCAUUUUUCUCUAAUGGGGUUCUAUGAUUAACUGAUAAAAUUAAAAUCCUUUAACUCUUGAAAUUCUUGAAGCAACCAGUUUACCAUAAAAAACUGGCUGGUACAAAUAAUGUAUAAUGUUCUCAUAACUUUUUCUGCCUGAGUAACUUGAUUUUCUCAUGCACUUCAAGUUAUACAUCAAGUCAUUCAAGAAAGGUAGUCCAACACAGCAGUCACAUUUUUGAAGGCACUUAAGUCACCAAUGGAACAAAUAUUUAUCAUCACAUAGAAGGUACAAAAUUAAAAUGUCUUGUGUUUCAUCCACCUAAAAGUAGUAUAGGACCCAUUAUCUUUUACUGAAGAGAACAUUCAGAAAUGUACAGUAUCCAGAAUUCUUUUAAAUAAGCCGUAAUGUUGAAAUCAGUGAAAUCACUACUAAGGUACAUGCAUAGACUUACACAAGUCUGGAUAGUUUUUUUUUUUAAUUACAAUUGUUUUUUAAAAAUUGUAGCAUGUUGAAGUCAGUGGUGCUGUGGUAAUUUUUAAAAAAUUGGUUCAAUUAAAGCAGAUGAAACAAAAUAAAAUAGGCAUACCAAAAUGUUCAAAAUAAGACAUUUGUUUUAUUAUAUUUACAUGUCUUUUAAAUAAAAAAAAAUGUUGAAAAUUUUGUGGAAAAGCUGAAUUUGGGCCAUAUAUAUAUAGUUCAAAAACGUUUUGGAAAAUAAAUGUUUCAUGAAAUCAAAAUACAGAACAUCAGAAAUCCAAUAGUCUGCAUACAAGUCAAACAAAAAUACUUAAAUUAUGCAUACUUUUUAAUUAUCAGGGUUAAAUAUACUUGUUACACAUAUUAGUUUUUAUUGGAAAAAGCUCAAUAACUACUAGGGCCAAUAUGUAUUAUCCUUAUUUUAAAGAUAGUUUACAUUACAUCUAAAUUCACUCUCACAUCCAAUUUAGAACAUGCCCAAAUACAUAGGUUUCCAACAAUGCUACUCACCCAGAAAUCUGUUCAACCCACAUUCCACAAGUCAUUUGCAUUAAAACAGCAUCACCAAUAAUACCAAAUUGUUUCCCACAGCAAUAUUAUUUCAAUAACUGCAAUAUGUCUUAAGGUGGACUGUACCAUAUUACCAUUAAUUUCUAUUUUAGGAGAGACGGAGUGACAAUAGACAAAUCUAAUCAGUAUCACUCCUACGUUGUUUUUAAAUAAUAUUUAAUUAGUCAAAUAAGUCUGA